Molecule: messenger RNA, 1794 nt
Organism: Stegastes partitus (bicolor damselfish)
Lineage: Eukaryota; Metazoa; Chordata; Actinopteri; Pomacentridae
Gene: sqstm1
Product: sequestosome 1
Exons: 8
Coding region: 254-1534 (426 amino acids)
Biological process (GO): aggrephagy; endosome organization; mitophagy
Cellular component (GO): aggresome; amphisome
Molecular function (GO): K63-linked polyubiquitin modification-dependent protein binding; protein kinase C binding; zinc ion binding
Source: RefSeq, a predicted model, not a curated record
UAUCGCGGAAGUAAACAUUAAGAAGCCGAGAGAUUUAACGCUGCGUCACAAAGUUCUGACGGUCUGAAAGUGUCUGAUUUCUGUCCCGGAAUCUGGUUCACUGAGAGCGGUCAGCAGCAGGAGUUUGCUCCCGGAGUCUGGUUCACCGAGAGCGGUCAGCAGCAAGAGUUUCUGCCCGGAGUCUGGCUCACUGAGAGCGGUCAGCAGCGACUUUUUCUUCACGAUUCACGGUUGAGUUCGGUCCUGUUCGGCGAUGUCGGUGACGGUAAAGGCCUACCUGUUGGGGAAGGAAGAGUCGGUGAAGGAGAUCCGGAGGUUCGCGGUGGAUCAGGACGUGUCCUGCAGCUUCGAGUAUCUGAGCAAGAAGACCGCGAGUGUGUUCAGCAACCUGAAGAGCGCCAGCUUCAACCUGUUCUACAGAGAUGAAGAUGGAGACCUGGUGGCGUUCUCCUCUGACGAUGAGCUGAUGAUGGGUCUGGGCUGUAUGAAGGACGCCACGUUCCGCCUCUUCAUCAAAGAGAAAAAGGAGCACCGUCGGGACUUCCCUCUUCAUGCCUUCCCUCCCUUCGCCUUCGGCCCCCCUCCACCUCCACCUGGAGCUCCCCAUGCCCCACCACCUCACAUGGCCCCGCCCCCAGUCCUUCACCCUAAUGUCACCUGUGAUGGCUGCGAUGGCGCCGUGAUCGGGACGCGCUUCAAGUGUUCCGUUUGCCCGAACUACGACCUGUGCUCCACCUGCCAGGCCCGCGGGACGCACACUGAGCACGCGCUCCUGCCCAUCUGGCACCCGCUGCAGGUGAGGAUGCCAGAGUGGUUUCCUCGAGGGAAGUGGAUGAAGAGAAUGAGACACUGCAUGUGGAACCAAAACCAGAACCAGAACCAGGCUCAGGCUCAGGACCAGGACGAGGACCAAGACCAGGACAAGGACCAAGCAGGAACCUCCAGACCUGCAGCUGACUGCAGUGCCCCCUCUGCUUCUCAGGCCAACAUGGCCUUCCUGAAGAACAUUGGAGAAGGUGUGGCCGCCAUGUUGAGCCCACUGGGUAUUGAUGUGGACAUCGACGUGGAGCAUGAAGGCCAGAGGACAAAGGUAACCCCACCCUCUUCAAGUGAAGGGGCAGAGGGUGAUGUGGAGAUGGAUGGAGCCAGCAGUGAGGGGGGAGGCAAUGGAGAGGAUGGGGCCAACCAGGGGUCAAAGGUGAGUAGGGACUCUGAUGAGGAGUGGACUCACCUGAGCUCCAAAGAGGUCGACCCGUCCACAGGGGAGCUGCAGUCCUUGCAGCCCAGGGAACAGGACCAGGAGCCCCUGACAGAAGGCCAGCAGGGACCAACAGGUCUGAGGGAGGCGGCCCUGUACCCCCACCUGCCUCAAGAGGCAGACCCUCGCCUGGUGGAGUCUCUGGCCCAAAUGCUGUCGAUGGGCUUCACUGAUGAGGGCGGCUGGCUGACCCGCCUCCUUCAGGCCAAGAACUUCGACAUCGGAGCCGCUCUCGACGCCAUCCAGUACGCCAAGCAGCCCCCUCCAAAGCCCUGAUGACAUCAUCGCCACGUCACUGCUGACAUCACCAUAUACGUCAAACAAUACGAAGCUGUUUCCUUUAUUUCUGAGCUCAUGAUCUGUCAGUGGAUGACUGUUUAUCUUUACUUUUACUCAUUGAUGACUGUUAAUCGAUGCUUUUACUCCAUGAUGACUGUUAAUCACUACUUUUACUUACUGAUGACUGUUUGUACUGCUUUCUCAUCUUUGUCUGACAGUUUCUGUUAGUCAAUAAAAAGCUAUAAGUUUAAACUCAA